Molecule: messenger RNA, 6028 nt
Organism: Betta splendens (Siamese fighting fish)
Lineage: Eukaryota; Metazoa; Chordata; Actinopteri; Anabantiformes; Osphronemidae
Product: arf-GAP with GTPase, ANK repeat and PH domain-containing protein 1-like
Exons: 20
Coding region: 1008-4658 (1216 amino acids)
Cellular component (GO): nucleus
Molecular function (GO): protein binding; GTP binding; GTPase activity
Source: RefSeq, a predicted model, not a curated record
GAAGGGACGGGCGGUGAAAGCAGGAGCUGCCCAUGAACCGCCGUGGAGGAGGAGAGGGGAGAGACGGAGCGGAUGCAUCGGCAGGAGCGGAGCUGAGCUUUUUUUAUUCUCCUCCUCUCUUCUUUCCUCUCCUUCCCGUCGUCCCAUCGCCUCUUUUGUCAUGUCGCCACAGAUAACGAACGUGGCCACGGACCUCCGGCGUCUCUGCGCGAGCCUCGCAGUCCCAGCCCACUGAGCCGGAUCCCCGCGUGGAGGAGCUGGAUGCGCGGAAGGCUAACGGCGGGCUAAACGGGGGGGGGGGGGGGGGGGGGGGGGCUGCAAGGCUCCGUGGCAGCGGCGAGAGGAGGAGAAAAAAAGAGGAGGGGCUGUGGUGAGCUGGUGGGCUUCCUCUGCCUCGCAGACACAUUUUAUUGACUUGCUAAUUGGAUGAGGCACUCGGAGGAGAGGAUGCGGUGACCGAGAGGAGCUGCUCUCCGGAGGAGGGAUACUGAUACGGGGGACGCGCCGCUCACACUGCGCACAUCCAGCUACUUUCUUCCCUCCUUCGGUCUUCCUGGGGACGCGACAACAGAUGUUUUUCUGCAUCUCCCAGUGACCCUCGCACCGUGCACGCAGAGCCGGACGCAUGACAUUGUCGAACGGAGGCUUCGGCUGCCAGACGCUUCGUGACAAGUGAAGAAUUUCCAUUUUGGUGUAUUUUUUUCUCUCUCUCUCUCUCCCUGCUCCUCUUUUAACCUGUUUGUCUCGCGGAGCCGUCAGCCGCAGGUCUAUUUUGUCCGCCGCCUUUGAUGUGCCUUUUGGAUACGAAUGCUAAUCUGAUAAAUCAAAUGCACCGGGAGCUGUGCGGUGGAUGUUGUGUGGCAGAAAUGAAGGUGCUGAAGAGGAGGCAGUAGUGUGAUACCAGCCGUUCUCAGCGAACCGAGGUUUUGCCGUCUCGUCCUGGUUGCCAUGACCGAGUCCGGCUAGGUCAGAGAGCAGGUGCCGCUGUGCCGAGGUCUGCUGUCCCCAUGAGCAAGGCAGGCAACCCACAGAAACGCACCACCUACCUCAUCUCCCUCACUCUGGUGAAGGUUGAGGCUGUGCCAGAGGAUGAGGCGGGGAGUCAGAUAGAGGCUCCUCCAGAGGGGGAAGGGAGCCCUAAUAGACAGGAGGAGCGGGAGGACGUGAGCCAUGGCCCUGAAAGGGCGGAAACGCCGCCGUGCGUGGAUGUGGGGGAAGGAGAAAUCGCACAGGUGGUGGAGGAGGAGGAGGAGGUGGAACAGGUGCAGGUCAAAUACGGCAGCCCCAGCGAGAGCCGGGCCAAGCCUGAGUGGAGGGAGCCCCCGCUGCCUGCGUCGCUCGGCAAAAGCAAAGACGCUGGUUUCGCUCACCAGCCCGUCCGGCAGCUCAUCAAAGUGUGCGCCGGGUCCACGUCCGAGGGCACUCUGCUCAGAGAGGGGCCCCGCUCCGAGGCCAUGCGGCCCAGGACGGAGCUCUACCGGGAGCCGCCCGUGCUGUUCCUGAAGGGCGAGAACGGAUCGGACCUGGGCGGCCGCUCGCGCUGCAGCCUCCCCUUCUCCGUCCCGCCGCAGGUCAGCCCCCGUCCCGAGGUGGUGCUGAGGUCGCACGCGGGCGGCAACGCCACGUGCUGGAGGGAGCUCAGAGAGGCCAACGCGGGUCUGUAUCACUCUGCUAAGACUCUGGACCGCCGCGAGCAGUCGCCCUUGGUGGCCGGCGCCGCCCUGGGCCCGUACAGGGCGUCCUGGGCCGACAGCGACGGCCGGGGCACGCUCAUCCGCCCCGGGGCGCCCGGCAGCGGGGGCUUCUCCGGCAUCAUGGCCAGGGACGGCUCCCAGGGCGAGGCGUUCAAGGCCGGCGCCGCCCCCGCGCCCCCCGCCGGCGCCGCCGACGGCUCCCGGCCUCAGAGGAAGGUGACGAGUCGCACCUUGGACAACAGCGACCUGCACUCGCCGUCUGACGACCCGCGGAGGGGGAAGGAGGGCCAGGCCGGAACCGUGCAGCGGGCCGCCCCUCGGGACCGCAAGAUGCUCAAGUUCAUUAGUGGGAUCUUCACCAAGAGCGCGGCGGCGCCGCCCAGCGUCAGCACCGCGUCCUCGCUCUACCCGGCGCUGGAGAGGGGUUCGAGUGAGGAGGAAGCUGCAUGCACCAGCAGCCAAGAAUGGACCGUGAGCCAAACGUCGCAGGAGCUGCACCUGGGCGUUUUGGGAGGUCUGUGCAGCGGCAAAUCGGCUCUCGUCCACAGGCACCUGACAGGAAGUUACCUGCCGCUGGAGAACGUUGAGGGCCGUCAGUACAUCAAGGACGUCCUGGUUGAUGGACAGACCCACCUGUUGAUAAUCAGGGAGGAAACAGAGCUGCCAGGUGCUCAGUUUGCUAGUUGGGUGGACGCGGUCAUCUUGGUCUUCAGUCUGGAGAACGAGUCCAGCUUCCAGGAGGUCUACAGGAUCUACCACCAGCUCGCCGUCCACCGGCCCGUGGCCGAGAUACCGUUCGUCGUAGUCGGCACUCAGGAUAAGAUCAGCAGCACCAACCCCAGGGUGAUCGACGACGCCCGGGCUCGGCAGCUGUGCUCGGACGUGCGGCGCUGCACCUACUACGAGACCUGCGCCACGUACGGCCUCAACGUGAACAGGGUCUUUACCGACGCUGCCCAGAAGAUCAUGACAGCCAAGAAACAAGCCGCUCUCCUGGCUUCCUGUAAAUCCCUCCCUAACUCGCCCAGUCACUCCGGAGGCUCCACCCCAGUGUCCGGAGUCUUUCCGGGACAAGCCAGCAACGGCGGCCAGAGCAGUGAUUACUCCUCGUCGCUUCCCUCCACCCCCGUGAUCAGUCACAAGGAGAUCGGGCGGGCGUCUCGAGGGGAGAAGCAGGACGGCGCCACGCCCGGGUCGGUCCGCAGCGCCGCCCGAAGACGCACCGCCCAGUUCACGGGUCGGAGAGGCAGCGACUCGAACCGAAGGAGUGCAGACUGCAAAGUGGACCUCGGCAGCGGGCGCUGUAUUCCCAUCAAACAGGGCAUCCUGCUGAAGCGCAGCGGCAACUCGCUCAACAAAGAGUGGAAGAAGAAGUACGUCACGCUGUCCAACGACGGCAUCCUGUCCUACCACACCAGCGUCAACGACUACAUGCUGAACACCCCCGGGAAGGAGAUGGACCUGCUGCGCGUGACCGUGAAGGUGCCGGGGAAGAGGCCGCCGCGCGCGGUACCGGCCGGCGGACCUCCAGCCGGGCUCAACGGCCGGGCCAAAGACGUGAGCGGACCCGAGGGCGUCGGCCCAGUCCCUGUAAGUGCCAGUAGCCUCCUGCAAGUGGAGGAAAUGGAGGAGUUCGGCGGCACACUGUUCCUGAGGAGCAACCGAGGGCCUCAGCGAGGCACGUCCACGCUCUCCAACCACGCGCAGAGCGUCGACUCGGCGUUCGAGGGGGGCUCCGGCUCCUCGUUCACCAAAGAUGUGGGAUCCGCGUCCCCGGUGGGCGACAGGAAGAAGCACCGCAGAAAGAAGAGCAUGAACCAGAAGGGAGACGCAACCAUUGGCCAGGCCGAUGCCAAGCGCAAAAUGUGGAAACUUAAAAGCUUCGGUAGCUUAAGAAACGUAAGCAAGACAGAUGAGGAUAACUUUGACUUCCUGGUGGUGUCGAGCACUGGCCAGACGUGGCACUUUGAAGCCCAGAGUGUGGAGGAGAGAGACUCCUGGGUUCAAGCCAUCGAGAGCCAGAUCCUCGCCAGCCUGCAGCUGUGUGAGAGCAGCAAAAACAAGGCUCGCAGAAACAGCCAGAGCGAAGCUGUGGCUCUGCAGGCGAUCCGGAACGCAAAGGGCAACAACUUCUGUGUCGACUGCGAUGCUCCAAACCCGACCUGGGCCAGCCUGAACCUCGGCGCUCUCAUUUGCAUCGAAUGCUCCGGGAUCCACAGGAACCUGGGCACGCACCUGUCGCGCGUGCGCUCGCUGGACCUCGACGACCUGCCGCGGGAGCUCACGCUGGUCCUCAGCGCCAUCGGCAACCACACGGUCAACAGCAUAUGGGAGGCCCGCACGCUGGGCCGCCGCAAGCCCGCGCCCGACGCCACGCGAGAGGAGCGCGAGUCGUGGAUCAGGGCCAAAUAUGAGCAGAAACUGUUUGUGGCGCCGAUGCCGCCGCCCACUCCCAGCGAGGGCCCAGACAUCACGCUGUCUGGCCGUCUCCUCUUGGCAGUGAUGGAGCGCAACCUCCCCAAGCUGCUGCUCCUGUUGGCUCACUGCACUAAGGAGGACAUCAACGCUCCCAUCAGCCUGGUGCUCUCCUCCCGCUCGCUCCUGGCGCUGCGCUUGCCCGGCUCGGCGCUGCUCGCCGCCUGUCAGCAGGGAGACGCGGUGAUGACGCAGCUCCUUGUCUGGUACGGCUGCGACGUCCGGUACCGCGACAGUCAGGGGCAGUCGGCGCUGGCUCUGGCCCGCGGCGCCGGCAGCCAGGAGUGCGUUGACAUUUUGCUGCAGUACGGCUGCCCCAACGAGCCGGCCCACUCCCUGGCCCCGGCGGUCGGCUUCGCGGCGGCCGCCACCUCCAGCUUCCCCGUUGCCAUGACGCAGAGCCUCACGGUCGCCACGACGCUCAAGAUCUCACACAAGAGCGGCGGCACCAGCCUGAGCUACAGCACCACGAGACGAGCGGUGUCGUAAUCGAACCCGUGGCGCGCGUGUGUGUGCGUGUGUGUGUGUGCUCUGCCCUUAUAAUGUCCUGUGCAUCCACCGAAACCAGCAGGGCCCAUGAACAUGUGGCCAGAUGUUGCGUUCCCGGAAGCCAGAUGAGGUUUUAGAGGGUGCGUGCGCAUGUGUGUUUUUAAGGGAUGGAAUCACUCACGCUGAUCAUCAUAGCAUCAACCAGAUGCUGUAUGUUCAGUUGGCUCCAAACGAUUUAACCAAAACGCAAGGUUUUCAGCUACACGUGACAUGACACCCAAACUCCUCCACCUUCAGAUUUAAUAGGAAUGUAUUGCACUGAAUACCAGCUGGGACGAUUUAUACUUUCUCACGGCAGCGAUCUUGAACUUUACCGUCCACCGAGUUAUAAAUGGAAAUCUGCGGCUGAAGCACCCAGAGCCCAGUAUUACAGAAGUGCAAUAAGUUCACUAUUUGAUAGAUGGAUUUCUCUAUUUUCAAGUCUUUGGCGCUUGAAAUUCCAACGUUAAACACGACCGUGCAUAGAAAUUAUAACGACCACGAAUGUUAAACACAUGAAAUCUUGUGUUCUCCUCAGCCGGUUGAUCAGUGCAUCAGAAUCUUGUUUAAGCUCAUUUAUCACAAGCUGGAAAGGCUGUUUUAAACAUAAUCAAAGCAACUGUAUAGAGAUGCAGCGAUAAAACACCACUGAUGAUAUUCUACUCGUUUCAAAGUGCUUCGUUUUCCAGAUGUUAUUGUAUGAUUUGUACAGCUGUAUAAAGAUCUAAGGGUUCCACAGAGCUGUCCAGAGAUUAACUGUGCAGCAUCUUGGUUCGGUUUUCCUUUGAUAACCACCAAAUUAACUAAGAUGUUACGUUGUUAUUACUGUGUUUGACAUUAAUAAUGUUAUGAAAGGUUAUUAUCAGGACCAGAUUUAGUUGCCAAUGAAACAACUUGGUUCUUAUUGAAUGUAUACAAAAACAGAUGAUUUAAGUUCAUUAUAAGCACUACUGUGUUUUUUUUUACAUGAUGCAGUUUUAGUAGACAGUCGGGGUGAUUUACGUUUUAAGUAACUAAUAUUAUUAAUGCUGUGAUUAAUAGAGAUAAAUAGUUUGGUUCAUUAGAUAAAAACCUGGUUCUGAGUGGUGAAACUGGGCCUUUGGAUGAUUCUAUUUACAAUGGCUAAAGACUAACAUGAAGUGAAGGAUGAAUAUUUACAGUAAAAUGCUAUCAAAGCAACUCUCCUGCAGUAUUGUAUGUACUUUUGUGUUGAUUUUGGAACCUCACUGUACAUGUCUGUGAUGUAGGCAUCUCUCUCCAUUUGUAUUUUUUUACUCAUGCAUUGAUACAUAGAGCGUUCACUAUCAAUACAUUAAGGCUCCUGCCCAAGA